GUUGACUUUUCUCUCUAUGUGUUAAUGAAGCUGAUAUUUCUAGUAUGUGUCAUAUCAUCACAACCAAGUUAGAGUUAUUAUUAUUAUUAUUAUUAUUAUUAUAAUCAUUAUGAGUGCUUUACAUCGAUAAAUCCCUCCUACUGUCUAUCUUUACAUCGAUAAAUCCCUCCAACUGUCUAUCUUUACAUCGAUAAAUCCCUCCAACUGUCUGUCUUUACACCGAUAAAUCCCUCCAACUGUCUGUCUUUACACCGAUAAAUCCCUCCAACUGUCUAUCUUUACAUCGAUAAAUCCCUCCAACUGUCUGUCUUUACAUCGAUAAAUCCCUCCAACUGUCUAUAUUUACAUCGAUAAAUCCCUCCAACUGUCUAUCUUUACAAAGAUAAAUCCCUCCAACUGUCUAUCUUUACAUCGAUAAAUCCCUCCAACUGUCUAUCUUUACACCGAUAAAUCCCUCCUACUGUCUAUCUUUACAUCGAUAAAUCCCUCCUACUGUCUAUCUGUACAAAGAUAAAUCCCUCCAACUGUCUAUCUUUACAAAGAUAAAUCCCUCCAACUGUCUGUCUUUACAAAGAUAAAUCCCUCCAACUGUCUAUCUUUACAUAGAUAAAUCCCUCCAACUGUCUAUCUUUACAUAGAUAAAUCCCUCCAACUGUCUGUCUUUACAUCGAUAAAUCCCUCCAACUGUCUAUCUUUACACCGAUAAAUCCCUCCAACUGUCUAUCUUUACAUCGAUAAAUCCCUCCAACUGUCUAUCUUUACACCGAUAAAUCCCUCCAACUGUCUAUCUUUACACCGAUAAAUCCCUCCAACUGUCUAUCUUUACAUCGAUAAAUCCCUCCAACUGUCUGUCUUUACAUCGAUAAAUCCCUCCAACUGUCUAUCUUUACAUCGAUAAAUCCCUCCAACUGUCUGUCUUUACAUCGAUAAAUCCCUCCAACUGUCUAUAUUUACAUCGAUAAAUCCUUCCAACUGUCUAUCUUUACACCGAUAAAUCCCUCCUACUGUCUAUCUUUACAUCGAUAAAUCCCUCCUACUGUCUAUCUGUACAAAGAUAAAUCCCUCCAACUGUCUAUCUUUACAAAGAUAAAUCCCUCCAACUGUCUAUCUUUACAUAGAUAAAUCCCUCCAACUGUCUAUUUUACAUCGAUAAAUCCCUCCAACUGUCUAUCUUUACAUCGAUAAAUCCCUCCAACUGUCUAUCUUUACAUCGAUAAAUCCCUCCAACUGUCUGUCUUUACAUCGAUAAAUCCCUCCAACUGUCUAUCUUUACAUAGAUAAAUCCCUCCAACUGUCUGUCUUUACAUCGAUAAAUCCCUCCAACUGUCUGUCUUUACAUCGAUAAAUCCCUCCAACUGUCUGUCUUUACAUCGAUAAAUCCCUCCAACUGUCUAUCUUUACAUCGAUAAAUCCCUCCAACUGUCUAUCUUUACAUCGAUAAAUCCCUCCAACUGUCUGUCUUUACAAAGAUAAAUCCCUCCAACUGUCUGUCUUUACAUAGAUAAAUCCCUCCAACUGUCUGUCUUUACACCGAUAAAUCCCUCCAACUGUCCGUCUUUACACCGAUAAAUCCCUCCAACUGUCUAUCUUUACAUCGAUAAAUCCCUCCAACUGUCUAUCUUUACAAAGAUCCCAUUCCUUUUGCCUCCCAUUUUGUGGGUAGCCUAUGUAUUGUAUCUUAUGUAUUGUAUCUUAUGUAUUGUAUCUUAUGUAUUGUAUCCUAUGUAUCGUAUCCUAUGUAUUGUGGCCUAUGUAUUGUAGCCUAUGUAUUGUGUUGGUGAGUUCUGUGGAUUAUGACUGCUGGAAUGGUAAGGAGUAGACAACAGGCUAUAGAGGGUAUCUAGCUAGUAUGAGGGGUUUUACACACACACACACACACACACACACACACACACACACACACACACACACACACACACACACACACACACACACACACACACACACACACACACACACACACACAGAGAGAGAGAGACGGACAGAGAGAUAGACAGAGAGAGAGAGAGGGGCAGAGCAGUUCUUUCUUUUUGCUCACCCAGCCGUGACUAAAGGUUUGGAGGAGAUGACAUCGGCAUCCACAUGCUCCCCCCUCACUCCCUUCCCCCCUCACUACCCUCAUUCUCCUCUCUCCAGCCUCAUGGGAGAGAGAGGGAGAGAGACAGAGAGACAGAGAGAGAGAGAGACACACAGAGAGACAGAGAGAGGGGCAGAGAGACAGAGAGACAGAGAGAGAGAGAGGCAGAGAGAGAGAGGCAGAGAGAGAGAGACACAGAGAGACAGAGAGACAGAGAGACAGUUUUUUUUACUGUUUCUAACUGUCUUAAUCUCCCCCAUAGAAACAACAGUGACAGCACUAUCAACAAAAACACAAGGGAUCUGUUGCAGCUCUGUAGAAGCCUGGGUCUCUACUUUGUCAAUGGUAGGUUACGAGGGGACUCUGGGGAGAUUCACCUAUUGCUCAGCUCUUGGCCACAGUACAGUAGACUAUAUGAUAACAGACAUUGACCCUUUCUCUCUCAGCUCAUUCACUGUCAAGCCACUAACACCUCUGUCUGAUCACAGCCAAAUUACGUUGUUCCUCAAAAGAACAGACAUGGAAACAACCAGACAUUCACAGCCCAGUAAGCUGUAUAACAUCAGACAUUCACAGCCCAGUAAGCUGUAUAACAUCAGACAUUCACAGCCCAGUAAGCUGUAUAACAUCAGACAUUCACAGCCCAGUAAGCUGUAUAACAUCAGACAUUCACAGCCCAGUAAGCUGUAUAACAUCAGACAUUCACAGCCCAGUAAGCUGUAUAACAUCAGACAUUCACAGCCCAGUAAGCUGUACAACAUCAGACAUUCACAGCCCAGUAAGCUGUAUAACAUCAGACAUUCACAGCCCAGUAAGCUGUAUAACAUCAGACAUUCACAGCCCAGUAAGCUGUACAACAUCAGACAUUCACAGCCCAGUAAGCUGUAUAACAUCAGACAUUCACAGCCCAGUAAGCUGUAUAACAUCAGACAUUCACAGCCCAGUAAGCUGUAUAACAUCAGACAUUCACAGCCCAGUAAGCUGUACAACAUCAGACAUUCACAGCCCAGUAAGCUGUAUAACAUCAGACAUUCACAGCCCAGUAAGCUGUAUAACAUCAGACAUUCACAGCCCAGUAAGCUGUAUAACAUCAGAUAUUCAUACAGAUGGGCCCAAAACAGCACAGAAGAAUACCAGAAAGCAACCUGGAACCAAAAUAUACAAACACUCUUAGAUAACUUUCUGGAUCCCACAUUCACUCACAGUUAAGAAGGCAUCAAUCUAGCAGUACUAAACAUCAACAAUACAAUCUAGUAUCAAAAAACAUCAACUAUAUAUUCAGGCAAAACGGCAAAAGAAGCACAACUGAAAUUGAUAAAAAACAAAACAAAAAAGAUCACAGAUGACAACUGGUUUGAUGCAGAUUGUAAAAUUAUAAGGAAAAAACUUAGACCACUAUCCAACCAAAAGCACAGAGACCCAAAUAAUGGUGAAUUACGCCUUCAUUACUGUGAGACUUUAAACUCUAUAAACGUAACACUCAGAGCCAAAAAAUCAACAGAAAGCAGCUGACACUAAUUGAGGAGUCCAUAAACAAACAACUUCUGGCAAAAUUGGAAAAAAUUAAAGAAAUCUAAACAAGAGGAAUUAGCGAUACAAAAUGGUGACAUAUGGACAACCCAUUUUAAAACACUCUACAACACCGUUCAAACUGACACAAACGCAGAACAACGCCAAAUUCAUGAGAAGUUGGAUGGAUUAGAAAAAGCUAUAAAGGACAAUCAAAAUCCACUGGACUCCCCAAUUACUGACCAGGAGCUCUAUAAGAAACUUCAGGCUCUCAAAUUUAAAAAGGCAUGCGGACCUGAUGGCAUCCUAAAUGAGAUGCUCAAACUCACUAGUGCAACAUUUCAAUUGGCUAUAUUAAAACUGUUUAAUUUCAUCCUGAGUGUAGAUUAUUUCCCUGACAUUUGGAAUCAAGGACUCACAACCCCAAUCUUUAAGAACGGAAAACAAAUUUGGCCCUAACAAUUACAGAGGCAUUUGUGUGAACCUGGGGAAGGUUUUCUGUAGUAUUACAAAUGUAAGAGUUCUACACUUCCUUAAUAAGCCAAUGUCUUGAAUAAUAGCCCAAUUGGAUUCAUACCAAAACAUUGCAUGACCAUAUUUACAAUCUACACACCCUGAUAAACAUGUCCACCAAAAUAAUACCAAAAUAUACGCUUGCUUUAUCGACUUCCAAAAAGCAUUUGAUUCUAUUUGGCAUACAGGACUGUUCUACAAAGUUAUUGAAAGUGGUGUAGGGGGUAAAACAUGACAUAAUUAAAUCAAUGUAUACUGGCAAUACAUGCAGCAUUACAACUGGCAAGAAAAGAACAUAAUUCUUUAACCAGAUGCAGGGCUUUCGCCAGGGUUGCAAUCUGAGCCCUGCACUCUUCAAUAUUUACACCAACGAAUUGGCCACUAUUCUAGAUAAAUCCUCAGCCCCUGGUGUUAGUCUCCACAAUCCAGAGGUUUAAUGCCUACUCUUCGCAGAUGACCUAUGCCUGCUGUCACCCACAGCACAUGGCCUACAACAGAGCCUGGACCUGCUAGAGCAGUACUGCCAGACCUGGGCCCUGGCAGUAAACCACAAAAAUACUAAAAUAACAAUUUUCCAGAGAAGAUCAAGAUCUCAGGGAAUUAGACCAAAGUUCUCAAUUGGUACAAAAUAUAUAGAGUACUGCACACACUACAAUUACUUAGGUUUAAAAAUAAGCUCAACUGGACACCUUAAUGAGGCAGUGAAUGAACUGAGAGAGAAAGCACGGAGGGCAUUCUACGCCAUUAAAAAACUAAUUUAAAUUGAAAUACCUAUUAAAAUUUGGCUAAAACUAAUUGAAUGUGUCAUUGAACCAAUUGCACUUUAUGGCAGCGAGGUGUGGGGUCCACUUGCAAAACAAGAUUUCAUCAAAUGGGACAAACAUCCCAUUGAAACCCUGCAUGCAGAGUUCUGUAAGAUUCUCCUACAUGUCCAGAGGAAAACUACAAACAAUGCAUGCAGGGCAGAAUUAGGCUAAUAUCCACUAAUAAUAAAAAGUUAAAGAAGACCAAUUAAGUUUAGGAAACAUCUAAAAUACAGUGACCUCCUCUCAUAUCAUUACCAAGCCCUGCAAUGUCAAGAGCUGAGCAAAGAAAAGAGUCCCCUCAUCCAGCUGGUCCUGGGGCUGAGUUCACAAACCUGUUCUACUAACACACUGAAGGCUCAGGACCAGAACAUCGAAUCAAUCAGAAUAAACCAAAUUACAACACAGUCAAAACAAAACUAUAUUGCUUAUUGGGAAACACAAGCACAAGCACAGAGCAAAAUGCAGUGCUAUCUGGCCCUAAAUCGACAGUACACCGUGGCUAAAUAUUUGACCAUGGUUACUGAUCAAAACCUUAGAAAAACCUUGACAAAGUACAGGCUCAGUGAGCACAGCCUUGCCAUUGAGAAGGGUAGACACAGGAAAACAUGGCUCCCUGUAGAGGAAAGGCUGUGCAACCACUGCACCACAGCAGAACCUGAGACGGAGCUGCAUUUCCUGACAAAAUGUCAAAAAUAUAAAACAAUUAGAGAGUGUCAUUUCCCCAAAUUUGAAACCCUUAUUCAAGGUUUUGAAGACCUCUCUGAUGAGAGUAGGCUACCCGUCCUGUUGGGGGAGGACGCAGAGAGCUGUGGGUUGGCAGCGCACUACAUUGCUGCCUGCCAUAAGAUGAGGGACAGUGUCUGACAGACCAAUCAACCUGCACAUGUACUCUACUGGAUGCUUAUUGUUAUUGUUGAAUGUGUUGGUUAUUUUGACACUUGGUUAUUGUUGUUACUGUUGUACCGUUGACAAUUUUGAUUUUUAUUAUUUUCAUAUUAUAAAUAUCAAAAGUAAGCUUUGGCAAUAUGUACAUUGUUACAUUAUGCCAAUAAAGCAAAUUGAAUUGAAUUGAGAGACAGAGAGAGAGACAGACAGAGAGAGAGAGAGAGAGACACAGAGAAAGAGACAAGGAGAGAGAGAGAUACAGAGAAAGAGACAAGGAGAGAGAGAGAGAGAGAGAGAGAGAGAGAGAGAGAGAGAGAGAGAGAGAGAGAGAGAGAGCAGUUCUUUCUUUUUGCUCACCCAGCCGUCACUAAAGGUUUGGAGGAGAUGACAUCGGCAUCGACAUGCUCCCCCCCACUCCCUUCCCCCCUCACUACCCUCAUUCUCCUCUCUCCAGCCUCAUGGGAGAGAGAGAGACACAGAGAGACACAGAGAGACAGAGAGAGGGGCAUAGAGAGAGAGACAGAGAGAGAGAGAGGCAGAGAGAGAGAGAGGCAGAGAGAGAGAGAGAGGCAGAGCAGUUCUUUCUUUUUGCUCACCCAGCCGUCACUAAAGGUUUGGAGGAGAUGACAUCGGCAUCGACAUGCUCCCCCUCACUCCCCUCAUUCUCCUCUCUCCAACCUCAUGGGAGAGAGAGAGAGAGAGAGGAAGAUAGAGAGAGAGGGGGAGGAAGAGAGAGAGAGAGAGGAAGAGAGAGAGAGAGAGAGGAAGAGAGAGAGAGAGAGAGAGAGAGAGAGAGGAGAGAGAGAGGAAGAUAGAGAGAGAGGGGGAGGAAGAGAGAGAGAGAGAGAGAGAAAGAUAGAGAGAGAGGGGGAGGAAGAGAGAGAGAGAGAGGAAGAGAGAGGAAGAGAGAGGAAGAGAGAGAGAGAGAGAGAGGGAGGAAGAGAGAGAGAGAGACUGCAGAGUUUUUGCUUUUAAAUAGCCUGACUCUUUGCUUGCGUCCUAAAUGGCACCCUUUGCCCUUUGCACCAGUUUUUAACCAUAGGGUUCUGGUCAGAAGUAGUGCACUGCAACGAGUGUACAUAACAUUCAGGAAACCUUCCUACUAUUGAGUUGCAGCCCUCCCCCUCUUGCCUUCAGAACAGCCUCAGUUUGUCGUUGCAUGGACUCUACAAGGUGUUGAAAGCGUUCCACAGGGAUACUGGUCCAUGUUGACUCCAGGGAUACUGGCCCAUGUUGACUCCAGGGAUACUGGUCCAUGUUGACUCCAGGGAUACUGGUCCAUGUUGACUCCAGGGAUACUGGUCCAUGUUGACUCCAGGGAUACUGGUCCAUGUUGACUCCAGGGAUACUGGUCCAUGUUGACUCCAGGGAUACUGGUCCAUGUUGACUCCAGGGAUACUGGUCCAUGUUGACUCCAGGGAUACUGGUCCAUGUUGACUCCAGGGAUACUGGCCCAUGUUGACUCCAGGGAUACUGGCCCAUGUUGACUCCAGGGAUACUGGCCCAUGUUGACUCCAGGGAUACUGGCCCAUGUUGACUCCAAGGCUUCCCACAGUUGUGUUAAAUUGGCUGGAUGUCCUUUGGGUGGGGGACCAUUCUUGAUUCACACGGGGAAACUGUUGAGUGUGGAAAAACCCAGCAGCGUUGUAGUUCUUGACACUCAAACCAAGUGCACCUGGCACCUCCUACCACACCCCGUUCAAAGGCACCUACUACCAUACCCCGUUCAAAGGCACCUACUACCAUACCCCGUUCAAAGGCACCUACUACCAUACCCCGUUCAAAGGCACCUACUACCAUACCCCCGUUCAAAGGCACCUACUACCAUACCCCGUUCAAAGGCACCUACUACCAUACCCCGUUCAAAGGCACCUACUACCAUACUACCAUACCCCGUUCAAAGGCACCUACUACCACACCCCGUUCAAAGGCACCUACUACCAUACCCCGUUCAAAGGCACCUACUACCAUACCCCGUUCAAAGGCACCUACUACCAUACCCCGUUCAAAGGCACCUACUACCAUACCCCGUUCAAAGGCACCUACUACCAUACCCCGUUCAAAGGCAUUUAAAUCUGUUGUCUUGCCCCAUUCACCCUCUGAAUGGCACACAUACACAAUCCAUGUCUCAAUUGUCUCAAGGCUUAAAAAUCCUUCUUUAACUUGUCUCCUCCCCUUCAUCUACACUGACUGAAGUGGAUUUAACAAGUAACAUCAAUAAGGGAUAAUAGCUUUCACCUGGAUUCACCUGGUCAGUCUAUGUUAUGGAAAGAGCAGGUGUUCCUAAUGUUUUGUCCACUCAGUGUAUAUUGGGAAUAGGGUGUCAUUUGGAACAAAGAAUCUCCACAUCACUAUACCUGACCCAGAUCAGUCUCCACAUCACUCUACCUGACCCAGAUCAGUCUCCACAUCACUCUACCUGAUACAGACCAGUCUCCACAUCACUUUACCUGAUACAGAUCAGUCUCCACAUCACUCUACCUGAUACAGAUCAGUCACCACAUCACUCUACCUGAUACAGAUCAGUCUCCACAUCACUCUACCUGACCCAGAUCAGUCUCCACAUCACUCUACCUGAUACAGAUCAGUCACCACAUCACUCUACCUGAUACAGAUCAGUCUCCACAUCACUCUACCUGAUACAGAUCAGUCUCCACAUCACUCUACCCCCCUCUCGUCCCUCUACCUCCUUCUCUUCCCUCUACCUCCUUCUCUUCCCUCUACAUCCCUCUCCAUCCUCUACCCCCUGUCUUCCAUCUACCACCCUCUCCUCCCUCUACCUCCCUCUCUUCCCUCUUCCUCCCUCUUUCCCCUCUACCUCCCUCUCCACCCUCUUCCUCCCUCUCCUCCCUCUACCUCCCUCUCCUCCCUCUACCUCCCUCUCUUCCCUCUACCUCCCUCUUUUCCCUCUACCUCCCUCUCCUCCCUCUACCUCCCUCUCUUCCCCCCACCUCUCUCUCUUCCCCCCACCUCUCUCUCUUCCCUCUACCUCCCUCUUUUCCCUCCACCUCUCUCUCUUCCCUCUACCUCCCUCUCCUCCCUCUACCUCCCUCUCGUCCCUCUACCUCCCUCUCCUCCUUCUACCUCCCUCUCCUCCCUCUUCUCCACCUCUCCUCCUUCUACCUCCCUCUCUUCCCUCUACGUCCCUCUUUUCCAUCUACCUCCCUCUCCUCCUUCUACCUCCCUCUCCUCCCUCUUCUCCUCCUCUCCUCCCUCUACCUCCCUCUCCUCCCUCUACCUCUACCUCCCUCUCCUCCAUCUUCUCCUCCUCUCCUCCUCUCCUCCUCUCUCUGACCUCUCUCCUUCCCCCUCCUCUCCGCUCUUCCCCUGUCUGAUCCUCUCCCUCUCGUUCUUUCUCUCUUUCCUGUUUCUUUCUGGAGAGAGACAAAGUUAAGAGAGAGGUGUAGUUAAUCACUGAGUGCUUUAUUUUAAUGAAUUUUUAAUGACACACAUUGUUUUGAGAGUGACCUAUAUAGUAUAGGGACAUAUGGAUUCACAUUGUUUUGAGAGUGACCUACAUAGUAUAGGGACAUAUGGAUUCAGUUCUGAUGUUAAUAGACUCCAGACAUGAAUUAUUGAUUAUAGAGAUGAUGUAUGUAAAGUGGACACAGGGCUCUCUCUCUGUGAACCCCAUCUGAAACUGAUUCUCAUGUGUAUACACAAACGCACGCACGCACGCACACACACACACACACACACACACACACACACACACACACACACACACACACACACACACACACACACACACACACACACACACACACACACACACACACACACACACACACACACACACACACACACACACACACACACACACACACACACACACACACCCUUCCCAUUAGGUUGUACAGGACAGAGUUGUCAUCUGACAGACAAACAGAGCGAUGAAAGUAGACAGUUUUUUUCCUAGCCAUGAUCCUGAUGCUCUGUAUUCUGUUCUGCAAGUUAGGGGUUAGGGGUUAUGGGUAA
Molecule: messenger RNA, 9768 nt
Organism: Salvelinus fontinalis (brook trout)
Lineage: Eukaryota; Metazoa; Chordata; Actinopteri; Salmoniformes; Salmonidae
Exons: 2
Coding region: 2066-3286 (406 amino acids)
Source: RefSeq, a predicted model, not a curated record